AUGAAAGGGCAAGCUGUCUCCGGCUAUGAGCGCCUGGGAGUAUGGGAAACAAUCAAAACCUUCAGGAUUUGUACAAUGGUCUGCUUUUCCAUGGCAUUCAGUGCCGCUACUGAUGGCUAUCAGGUUUGCAUCAUCGCUAAUAAAGGAGAGCCUGCGCUCGCUUCACCCAUCCUUGCCAGUUGGAGCUCUAUCAUGUCAUGUGGACAAAUUGUCGGGAUGACAACACUGCCAUUUCUGUCCAGCAGGUACGGCAGGAAGAAGCCGAUGUACACAUUCUGGAUGAUUCUUGUGAGUAGCGUGCUUGCCGAGAGUCUUGCAAAAUCGUGGCAGGCCUGGCUAGUUGGCAAAUUACUUGCUGGCAUUGGGGUCGGUUGUCUCCAGUCUACCGUACCCCACCCACAUACAUACAUUGCAGUUGCGCCCAACCGGAUUCGCGGUAGUCUCUUGGUUCCUUUUUCGCCCAGGUCGCUCUGCAGCAUCUGGCUCACGACCUCACCAUGGACUAUCUCGAUUUACACGCAAUGGGCCCGGAUCGGGUUGAUGAUCCUUAUAUACCUUGUCGUCCCUGAGUCUCCAGCAUGGUGCAUUGGCGCCGGCAAGACCGAACGUGCUAGAAAGGAACUUCUCCGGCUGUAUCGCGGAGUGCCGGGUUUCAAUAUGGAACAACAACUUCAAGACUUGUCCCUGCUGGAGAAGUGGUAUUCUAUCUUUCGUGGGACUGAUGGCUUACGAACUAUCAUCACUCUGUGGACGAACACCACGCAGCAAUUCAUUGGCCUGACGCUCUUCAGCACCUUCGGUACCUACUUCUUUCAGCAAGCUGGUCUCAGCGAUUCCUUCAAAAUCAAAGUCAUUACCGCGUCUAUUCAAAUUGGAACAGUUUUGGCCCUAGUUACCAUUAUCGACCGUUUGGGCAGACGAUACUUAGCUUGCGGUGGGACUACAAUCUCGUGGGCUGCCUGUCUAGCUAUUGGUAUCAUCGGGGUCGUUCCCAAGGGCAAUCCGUCAACUUAUGUCUUCGUUUUCUUGCCUACCUUUAGAGUAAAUGUUGGCUUGGCCGCAAACGGUGCAACGGGGUGGGGGUAUAUUGGGGAGAUCUCAUCCCAGCGCUUGCGACCAUAUACCCCUGGCUUUGGUGCUGCUGUAACCUGCAUCGUUAGUAUCGUUAUAGGCAAGCUAGUCCCAUAUAUGACUAACUUCUACGCCGGGUUCUUGGUUCCGGAGACCUCCGGUCGUUCUGCCGCGGAGCUAGAUGAACUAUUCAAGAGAAAAACUAAGCCGCGGAGAUUCCACAAGAAGCAGACCGUGACCCAGCGCUUUAUUAACAUGAAGGGAUUGGAGGAAUCCUAA
Messenger RNA from Aspergillus alliaceus, 1350 nucleotides. RefSeq names its product putative MFS alpha-glucoside transporter. Gene Ontology annotation, molecular function: carbohydrate:proton symporter activity. Gene Ontology annotation, biological process: transmembrane transport; carbohydrate transport. The record is from RefSeq and is a predicted model, not a curated record. Lineage: Eukaryota; Fungi; Ascomycota; Eurotiomycetes; Eurotiales; Aspergillaceae. The transcript is spliced from 8 exons. Gene Ontology annotation, cellular component: membrane. Bases 1 to 1350 code for a protein of 449 amino acids.